UAUGCCGCAGGGAGGCAGCAGAGCGCUAACAGGGCCGAGACAGCCGGGCAAAGAAGAAGAAGGACGGCAGGUCGGAACCUUCCUGUCGGCGCUCGUUGUUUCCGGCCGGACUCAGUUCCUGUGCGGCCCCCCAUGUGUUGACUGUCCCGUGCGGCUCCGUGUCUCCGGUGUCGGUCAGCGGCUCGGUUCUCUCGUGUUCUCCGUCAGUCCUCGGCAGGUACCGGACAUGCCGACCGGCGGCGUUUCUCUGUUCUCCGGGUUCCGGGUUCUGGGGCUUUACUCCAACCACGUGCCGCACGCGCUCCGGUACCACCAGAAGCACCGGGAGUUCUACGUGGUGACGGCGGUCGGUCAGUGUUUCCACACGUACAACGUGAACAGGCUGGGCAUCGUCGCUGUCAGUAACAGCCUAUCAGAUGACAUCAGCUGUGUGGCAGCGGACAGGAUGUUGGUGUUCGCCGCCGCCGGACGACUCAUCAGCGCCUUCGCCAGGAACAAAGAGGUGGUGAUGUGUUACCAUGGACACAGACAGGAAGUGCGUCUGCUGCUUCCUCUGGGUGAUCAGCUGAUCUCUGCUGACAGUGGUGGUGAUGUCAUCGUGUGGGACGUCCAGGGAGGAGAUGUGUACCUGCGGCUGCAGUUUGACCCCGCUACCUUCGACGUGUCGGCCAUGAUGCACCCCUCCACCUACCUGAACAAGGUGCUGCUGGGCAGCUCCCAGGGUGCACUGCAGCUCUGGAACAUCAGGACCAGUAAGUUGCUGUUCACGUUCCCCGGCUGGUCGGCAGGCGUCACCGUUCUGCAGCAGAGUCCCGCGGUGGAUGUGGUCGGCGUCGGCACGGCGACGGGUCGCAUCAUCAUCCACAACAUCCGAUUGGACGAAACGCUGAUGAGCUUCACACAAGACUGGGGACCAAUCAGCUCGCUCGCUUUCAGAACAGACGGUCCUCCUAUUGUGGCGUCCGGCAGCCCUCAGGGCCACAUUGCAUUCUGGGAUCUGGAGCGCCGCCAGCUGGUCACUCAGCAGAGACAGGCCCACAGGACAGCCAUCGCCGCGGCAACCUUCCUACACGGAGAGCCGCUAUUGGUCACCAACGGAGCCGACAACGCCAUCAAGGUGUGGAUAUUUGACCAGGAGGGGGGCGGAGCCAGGUUGCUGCGCAGUCGUCAGGGCCACAGUGCCCCACCCACCGCCAUUCGUCACCACGGUAACGAUGGAAAAAACAUCCUCAGUGCUGGUCAGGACGGGACGCUGCAGUCUUUCUCCACCGUCCACGAGCGAUUCAACAAGAACCUGGGUCAUGGCUCCAUCAACAAGAAGAAGGAGCAGAAGAAGAAGAAGGGCUUGUCCUACGAGGAAUUGCGUCUUCCUGCCAUAACAGCGUUCUCCUCUGCUGCUGCUCGCCAGUCAGACUGGGACGGCAUCGUUGCGUGUCAUCGCGGUCGCCUGGCAGCAACCACAUGGAACUACCAGCGGUGCACCAUGGGAGCUCACCAUCUGCAGCCGCCAGUAACGCAAAGGAACGCCAUUGCUACGGCUGUCGACAUCACUUCCUGUGGCAACUUUGCUGUGAUUGGUUUGUCGUGUGGCCGCGUCGACGUCUACAACCUGCAGUCUGGCCUGCACCGUGGUUGCUACGGCGAUGAGAAUAAUGCUCACAGCGGGGCGGUGCGAGGCGUUGCCACAGAUACUCUGAACCAGCUGACACUCACAGCAGGCUCUGAUUGGCUGCUCAAGUUCUGGCGCUUCAAGAGCCGGAAACAGGAAGAGCAGCUAAAGCUAAACGCUGCGCCGGCUAGCAUGAUGCUGCACAGAGACAGCGGGAUGUUAGCAUUAGCGCUGGACGACUUCACACUGCUGGUGGUCGACAUAGAAACCAGGCGUGUUGUCAGGAAGUUUGCCGGUCACCACGGCAACAUCAACGACAUGACAUUCAGCCCUGAUGGCCGCUGGCUGGUUACCGUGGCGAUGGACUGCACCAUUCGUACCUGGGACCUCCCCUCUGGAUG
Messenger RNA from Micropterus dolomieu (smallmouth bass), 2010 nucleotides. Its product is annotated as WD repeat-containing protein 36-like. Gene Ontology annotation, molecular function: protein binding. The record is from RefSeq and is a predicted model, not a curated record. Lineage: Eukaryota; Metazoa; Chordata; Actinopteri; Centrarchiformes; Centrarchidae. Gene Ontology annotation, cellular component: small-subunit processome; Pwp2p-containing subcomplex of 90S preribosome. Gene Ontology annotation, biological process: rRNA processing.